Molecule: messenger RNA, 306 nt
Organism: Penicillium brevicompactum
Lineage: Eukaryota; Fungi; Ascomycota; Eurotiomycetes; Eurotiales; Aspergillaceae
Exons: 2
Coding region: 1-306 (101 amino acids)
Source: RefSeq, a predicted model, not a curated record
AUGCCUGUACGAGAAAUCCAAGAUGCCGCUGAAGUCUUCCAGGCAAUUGAGGAGUCUCCAAAGCCAGUUGUUGUGCAUUACUGGGCUCCCUGGAUGGGCCCAGAGUCCCCGCUCGCUCCCAUCUUCUUCGAAUUUGACGAAACCCGUGGCGAUGACAUUGAGACAAUCAUCGUAGGCAGCGGAUUUAUUCAUCCCCAACACAGUCCAGAUGAAAUGCCUUUGACGGUUCUUUACAGGGGCGGCGAGGAGGUAGCAACUGCUCCGUUCGACGCCAAUGAGAUCCAAGAGCUUUUGGAUCAAGCAUGA